This is a messenger RNA of Populus euphratica (Euphrates poplar), 1589 nucleotides long. Its product is annotated as calcium-transporting ATPase 9, plasma membrane-type-like. Lineage: Eukaryota; Viridiplantae; Streptophyta; Magnoliopsida; Malpighiales; Salicaceae. The record is from RefSeq and is a predicted model, not a curated record. The coding region runs from base 664 to 1230 and encodes 188 amino acids. Gene Ontology annotation, molecular function: P-type calcium transporter activity. The transcript is spliced from 7 exons. Gene Ontology annotation, cellular component: plasma membrane; intracellular membrane-bounded organelle.
UUCAAAGUAGCAAUACAUUAUAAUGAUAAAACUAGCUAAAAUCCAACAGUCUAGUUCAAGUUAAGCAAGUGUAGCAUAUCAUGUAAAAGAACCAGAGUAAUCCAGAACUAGAGUAAUCCAACGGCUAUAUCAAACGUGAUCUUCAAAGAGAUAAUCUGAUCUGAAAACUGACAGAAGCUAGUCCAAGGAGUAAAAUUCUUUCCGGGAAUGCUGAAAUUUGAUGCUGGUGGCUAUGUCUGCCCCAAACCUAGUUUUCCUUGAAAUCUCGCAACGGCUGUAUCUCUCAAACAACACCAGAUAAACCAAAUCUGGAUAGUGAGGCUGUAGAGUAGGGUAAGGCGCACAACAUAUCUGAAUUUGAGCAAAAUCUAAUGGUGACCGGAGAAGUUAUGACUCCGGCAACCCAUUGUUUCUCUUAUCUCUCUUUCAGACCUUCUCUCACCAAUUUUUCCCUCUUGUCGUGUUUUGUGUGUAGAAAUUACCUUCUCCUUCUUUCAUGUGUAGGUUGUUCGUUGGGGGCGUUCUGUGUAUGCCAACAUUCAGAAAUUUAUCCAAUUCCAGCUUACUGUUAAUGUUGGAGCUUUAGUAAUCAAUGUUGUUGCCGCGAUCUCUUCUGGUGAUGUUCCUCUAAAUACAGUGCAGCUUCUAUGGGUCAAUCUUAUCAUGGACACUCUCGGGGCACUUGCAUUGGCUACAGAACCACCAACAGAUCACCUUAUGCAUAGGACACCAGUUGGUCGGAGGGAACCUCUCAUAACAAACAUCAUGUGGAGGAACUUGCUCAUACAGGCUCUAUAUCAAGUUGCUGUUCUCCUUGUGCUCAACUUCCGGGGCUUGAGUAUUCUUAAUUUGAAUCACGACGACAAGAAACAUGCUACAAUUGUGAAGAAUACAAUGAUAUUCAAUGCAUUUGUUCUCUGUCAAGUUUUCAAUGAGUUCAAUGCUCGAAAGCCAGAUCAAAUAAAUGUCUUUAAAGGAGUAACAAAAAACCGUUUGUUUAUGGGAAUAGUUGGAUUCACCGUCAUCCUUCAGAUAAUCCUCAUUGAAUUCACUGGAGACUUUACCACAACUGUGAGACUUAAUUGGAAACAAUGGCUUAUAUGCGUUGCCAUCGGCAUUGUCAGCUGGCCUCUUGCUGCAGCUGGAAAACUCCUUCCAGUACCAAAGACUCCACUAUCCAAGCACUUUAGAAAGCCAUUUCGACGAUUAAGAACUGCUCGGAAUGCAUAGAUGUCUUAAUGAAGGCAUGCAUUAAAUUGAUAAACCUGACAUGGGGCACUGAUGCAUACAUACAUAUAUAUAUAUAUAACCUAACCAUUAACAUGGUAAGAAGAUUCUUCAAUAGUGUUAAACAACUAUAAACAGUUAAGUCGUGCUAUAUCCUCUCCGAUUACUUCAAUUGUAAAUUAAGAUACAAACAAGUAGAUUUGCCCUUUUCAUUUUGAAAAUACUUGUACUAGAUAGACAUGUACUUUCAUAUCGCUUAAAGUGUCAUUUUAUUGUGAUUAAAGCGUAACUAGUGAUAUUUUAUCGGAUACUUGAUGUAAUUCAUUCUGAAAAAAGAAUGGAAAUAUAUUUGUAUGUGUCAA